Penicillium cinerascens is the source of this 2364-nucleotide messenger RNA. Its product is annotated as WD repeat PLAP family protein. The transcript has 3 exons. The coding region runs from base 1 to 2364 and encodes 787 amino acids. Gene Ontology annotation, biological process: ubiquitin recycling; proteasome-mediated ubiquitin-dependent protein catabolic process. Lineage: Eukaryota; Fungi; Ascomycota; Eurotiomycetes; Eurotiales; Aspergillaceae. Gene Ontology annotation, cellular component: cytoplasm; nucleus. The record is from RefSeq and is a predicted model, not a curated record. Gene Ontology annotation, molecular function: ubiquitin binding.
AUGCCUGACUUCAAGAUCUCCGCAUCCCUCGAAGGCCACGGCGAUGAUGUGCGCGCUGUGGCCUUCCCUAACCCCAAUGCUGCUCUCUCAGCUUCACGCGAUGCAACUGUGCGGCUCUGGAAGCUCGUCUCGAAUCCCCCUCCUUCCUAUGACUACACCAUCACCGCACUUGGCCAGGCUUUCAUCAACAGUUUAGCCUACCUUCCACCUACGGCCGAGUACCCUGAGGGCCUUGUUCUAUCUGGUGGGCAGGACACCAUCAUCGAAGCUCGACAGCCCGGCAAAGGGUCGGAUGACAAUGCGGAUGCUAUGCUCCUGGGGCAUUCUCACAACGUCUGUGCUCUGGACGUGUCACCCGACAGCAGAUGGAUUGUCAGUGGUAGCUGGGACUCGACGGCUCGGAUUUGGAAGGUUGGGAAGUGGGAAACUGACAUGGUGUUGGAUGGUCAUGAAGGAAGCGUAUGGGCUGUGCUAGCCUACGAUAAGAACACCGUUAUCACCGGCUGUGCCGACAAGAUGAUUCGCAUAUUCAAUACUUCCGGAAAGCUCCUUGCCAGUAUACAGAACUCCAAUGACGUCGUCCGGGCCCUCUGCAGGGUCCCUGCCUCGAACCCGACUGGAGCGCAGUUCGCAUCGGCCAGCAACGAUGGCAUCAUUCGGCUGUAUACCCUUCAGGGCGAGCUGGUCGCUUCUCUCCAUGGCCACGAGAGCUUCGUCUAUUCCCUUGCCGCGCUGCCUUCCGGUGAGCUAGUGAGCUCCGGCGAGGACCGAACGGUCCGGGUAUGGAAUGGUACUCAGUGUGUUCAGACCAUCACACACCCAGCUAUCUCCGUCUGGAGUGUGGCUGUGUGCAGCGAAACCGGUGACAUUAUUACUGGUGCCAGUGAUCGCAUUGCUCGUAUCUUCAGCCGAAGUCCAGAGCGGGCUGCCGCGCCCGAGGUCAUUGAGUUAUUUGACCAGGCUGUCAAGGAGUCCGCCAUUCCUGCACAGCAAGUUGGAAAUAUUAACAAAGAGCAGUUGCCCGGUCCGGAGUUCCUCAAGCAAAAAUCAGGAACAAAGGAGGGUCAGAUUCAGAUGAUCAAUGAGCCCGAUGGCAGUGUCACAGCCCACACUUGGUCAGCAGGGACACAGGAGUGGAUUGCAGUUGGUACAGUGGUGGACUCGGCAGGAAGCAGUGGACGCAAGACGGAAUAUCUUGGGCAGGAUUAUGAUUAUGUCUUCGAUGUCGAUAUCGAAGACGGCAAGCCUCCGCUCAAACUCCCGUACAACGCGUCGCAGAACCCUUACGAAGCGGCCACCAAGUUCAUCGGCGAUAACGAAUUGCCUAUGACCUACCUGGAUCAGGUUGCAAACUUCAUCACACAGAACACCCAGGGUGCAACUCUGGGCCAAUCUCAAGAAUCAGCUCCUCCUGGCUCAGACCCUUGGGGCUCUGAUCGACGAUACCGUCCUGGGGAUGCUUCAACCGCCGAAAAUGCCCAGCAAUCGAUUCCAGAAGAACGAUCUCGGGUUCUUCCGCAAAAGACCUACCUUUCUAUCCGCUCUGCAAACCUCAAAGUCGUCACGAAGAAGCUUCAGGAAAUCAAUGAGAAACUUCUUUCCGAAGGUGCAAAAGACAAGGCUUUGACUUCGUCAGAGAUACAAGAUAUCGUGGCUCUGUGCGGCAAGCUAGAAUCUUCCCAGCAGCUUCCAGACUCUCCAGUUGUUGAAUCUGGCGUGCCGUUGGUGUUCAAGGUCGCUACAGAAUGGCCUACCGCCAACAGGCUGCCGGGACUGGAUCUUCUUCGUCUGUUGGCGGCUGCGGCACCUUUCGCCGCGUCCACGGAGUUUAACGGGGACGACCUCGUGACAGGCCUCCUGGGCAGCGGAAUCUUCGACGCCCCUCUCAACGUCAACAAUGCGAUGUUGUCCGUCCGGACCUUUGCCAACCUCUUCGAGACGCCCGCUGGACGGACCCUGGCUAUGAACACAUCCGACCACAUUCUGACCGGUGUGCGAUCUGCUCUGUCAAACAGCGGUGACUCGCCCAACCGCAAUCUCACCAUCGCUAUUACCACGCUGUACGUCAACUUUGCCGUUUAUCUCACCUCGGAGGGCCGAGCAUCCGCACCCGAAUCCGCAGAGCUAGGCUUGGUACUUCUCGAGGAACUAUCCAAGAUAAUCGCUGGUGAAAAGGACUCCGAGGCAGUCUACCGAGGAUUAGUCGCAUUGGGCACUCUGGUCCAGGCUCUGGGAGCCGAGAUUAAGAGCGCGGCCAAGGAAAUCUACGAGAUUGAGAGCGUCCUCUCGCGCAUCUCUGCAUCCGCAGUUGGAAAAGAACCACGCGUGAAGGGAAUCAUUGGCGAGAUUAGAGAAUCUCUCUAA